Daphnia carinata is the source of this 1111-nucleotide messenger RNA. RefSeq lists its product as uncharacterized. NCBI's taxonomy places the organism in Eukaryota, Metazoa, Arthropoda, Branchiopoda, Diplostraca, Daphniidae. The record is from RefSeq and is a predicted model, not a curated record. The transcript is spliced from 2 exons. The coding region runs from base 136 to 1014 and encodes 292 amino acids.
GUAAAAGUUGGGAAAGACGAAAAUGGCUGGGAAUAAGCAAAGCCCCAUGCUGACUAUAAAAAGCCAAUCUACUGAUUUUAUUCUGCAGUCAGAUUCAGUUUGCCCACUGGACAACAGCUCCCUCCGCCAUCUACCAUGAAUUUCACUACCUUGAUUGAAAGCAGAGUUGCGUGCCUGCUAUUGCUUCAAUUCGCGAUCUGUUGCGCCGGACCGAUUGCAGUGAAGUCACGGAAUCUCGUGAUUCCUCGAGUCACUCGCAGCGAUCCCAGUCUAGCACAAGAUUACCAGCAGUUUUUAGCCGACAAUGGAGCGGAUCUGGCAACAACGACCGUCGACCCUUUCGUCCCGACAACUGAAGGCUUACUUGUAGCAGACGUUAUCAACGCGGAUUUAAUACGGAUUGAAGAUCAGAUCAAUCCGUUCAUUCUAGCUACUGAUCAGAAAGAAGAGCCAGUCGCUUCGGAUGCUAUCCCAACUGAUUUUGCAUCUUUUGUUGACUUUCAGGAUACCGUCGAAACCGUUUCACACGACGGCCAAUCUGCACCUGUGGAGGAAGAUCCUACUGUUGAUUCCAGGAUUACGUCUGCGAUAAAUGCUGAAGCACCUGCUAUCGACGUUUCUCAGUCUGUUUUAUCAUCCGAUCCAGUGGAUUUCCUUCCGAUUCUUUCGCCAUCGGUAGAACCUGCUUCACCAGUCGAACCCAUCUUCAUUGCUCAUGUGUUACCUCUUGAACCUGUUGUAUCUUCUCCGGAGAAAGUAGAAAUCAGUUCACCAAAUCGAGGUUAUCCACCAGUGAUGGAUGAAGCUUUCAACGAGUCGGAUGAUGCUCUUCUGCAACCGUAUUAUCCAAGUUCGGGGAAAGUGGAAUUGAGGGAUUACUUCCCUAACCGCCCCUUUGGAUCUCUUCCUAAGCCAAGAGAGCUGGGCUUCCCUCCCGUGUCCAACACGCGUGAAAACGUAAUGCGUGACGUCAAUUGGCAGGCUAAAAUCGGACGAGCUUAUCGUUCGAGCUGAUUCUGAAACUUCCCCUUUGUUGAAUACCGUUUAUAGCGCUUUUAUUUUCUUUCAUAGUGGUGAUGAUACAAUAAUAGUCAUAAAUUUUGAAACUGAA